This is a messenger RNA of Lachancea fermentati, 405 nucleotides long. Lineage: Eukaryota; Fungi; Ascomycota; Saccharomycetes; Saccharomycetales; Saccharomycetaceae. The record is from the annotation of a GenBank genome assembly.
AUGUCAGGCAAAGUUCACGGUGGUAAAGGUAAAUCUGGAGCCAAAACAGGUUCUAAUCUAAGGGCAACAACGCAUUCCGCUCGUGCUGGUCUGCAAUUUCCAGUUGGAAGAAUCAAGCGUUACUUGAAGCGCAACGCAGCGGGAAAAACGCGUGUAGGAUCAAAAGCUGCUAUCUACCUCACAGCAGUACUGGAAUAUUUGACGGCUGAAGUGCUCGAACUAGCAGGUAAUGCAGCGAAGGACUUAAAAGUCAAGAGAAUCACUCCUCGUCACUUGCAGUUGGCGAUCAGAGGUGAUGACGAAUUGGAUACCUUGAUUAGAGCAACAAUCGCGUCAGGUGGUGUGUUGCCACAUAUUAAUAAGGCUUUGCUUUUGAAGGUGGAAAGGAAAGGCACGAAGAAUUGA